Gastrolobium bilobum is the source of this 1885-nucleotide messenger RNA. Its product is annotated as type IV inositol polyphosphate 5-phosphatase 6-like. Gene Ontology annotation, molecular function: phosphatidylinositol-4,5-bisphosphate 5-phosphatase activity; inositol-polyphosphate 5-phosphatase activity; phosphatidylinositol-3,4,5-trisphosphate 5-phosphatase activity. The record is from RefSeq and is a predicted model, not a curated record. Bases 198 to 1568 code for a protein of 456 amino acids. NCBI's taxonomy places the organism in Eukaryota, Viridiplantae, Streptophyta, Magnoliopsida, Fabales, Fabaceae. The transcript has 7 exons. Gene Ontology annotation, biological process: phosphatidylinositol dephosphorylation.
GCUACCAUUGUUUGUCACACCCCUCUUGUUUGUAUAGGGCGAUCAACACAAUAAAACUUUACAAGUAGUCAAAUCAGCUUUCAUCUUAUUUGAUUAUAUGUAAGGAAAUUGCAGAGUUUACCUUAUUUCUUCUUAUAUUAUAUGUGUGGCUUGCAUGGAAGGAAAUUAAAAACUAUCCUUCUGAAAUCUUAUCAGCCAUGGAGGUUGAGAACCACAAGUCAAGAUAUUGGAGUCUAGGCAAUUGGUUUAUGAGAAAGCAAAAGGAAGAUAUGCCAUCUUACACUUUGAAAGAAAUAGAAGAUGGAGCAGAAGAUAAGAAUGAUGACUAUGGGGGUGAUCUUUCCCUUCGGUCACUUGAAUUUGAUCCAUGCAUUUUAAUUAACAAGCUAAGGAUCUUUGUUGGUACUUGGAAUGUUGGUGGCAAAAAUCCUGUAGGAAGCUUAGCUGUUGACUUGGAUGAAUGGUUAAAUCUCAAGAAUGCUGCAGAUAUAUAUGUUCUUGGGUUUCAAGAGAUUGUACCAUUGAAAACCUUAACUGUGAUAGGAGGGGAGGACCCUGCUGUGGGAAAAAGCUGGAACCAGCUUAUAGGAAGAGCACUAAAUGACAAAUUUGGAUGCUGCUCAUGGAUGACACCUAUGGUGAAUUCAUCAAUAUCAGGUGAUGAGAAUGAUAAGUGUUUGGAGAAUCCAAGCUCUGAAGGAAGCAAAUACAGGCUAGUGGCGAGUAAGAAGAUGGUUGGUGUGUUCAUCAGUGUGUGGUUGAGGGAGGAAGUGAUGAGGAAGUAUUGUGUUUCAAAAGUGAGAGUUUGUUCAGUGGCAUGUGGGGUGAUGGGGUAUUUGGGAAACAAAGGAUCAGUGGCAGUUAGCAUGUCAAUUGAAGGGACAAGUUUUUGUUUUGUAGCAGCACACUUAGCAUCUGGGGAAAAGAAGGGUGAUGAAGGGAGAAGAAACCAUCAAGUAGCAGAGAUUUUUAGGCGAACCUAUUUCUCUAGGACCACAAAACACCAUCAUUAUCCUCAUCAUCCUCUAUCUAUCUUAGGCCACGAUCGCAUAUUCUGGUUUGGAGAUCUCAACUAUAGGCUAUACUCAGAGGACAAUUUUGCAAGGAAUCUGAUAAGAAAGCAAGACUGGAAGGCUUUGCAAGAGUUUGAUCAGCUCCAGAAAGAACUAGAAGAAGGUGGUGUAUUCGAGGGUUGGAAAGAAGGUAACAUAGAAUUCGCCCCCACAUAUAAAUACUCAUCAUCCAUUAGCAAUAUAUACUAUGGUGGCUUUCCAAGUAGAUCCUGGGAAAAGCAAAGAACUCCUGCAUGGUGUGAUAGAAUUUUAUGGUAUGGUAAAGGAGUAGAGCAACAACACUAUUUGCGGAGUGAAAGCAAGUUUUCUGAUCAUCGACCUGUUUCAGCACUUUUCUCUACACAAAUUGAAGUUAAGUCAUCUAGCAGAGGACUUAAGGAAUUGCAAAAUAUCACCCCAAAAAUGUUGCACCCCAAUCAUGGGUUAAACAAAGGAGAAGAAGAUGGAAAACCUUCCUUACUGUCAUUGUUGAGAAAGGAUGUAAAAGGCUGCUAACACAAGCAAUUAUAGCUUAAGAUUAAAAGGACGGCACAAGUUUUCAGCCAGGUUACAGUCAUCAGAAAAAUGACAUAAAGUUCCUUUCCUAAAACCCAACAUAUUUUUAUUUAUUUUUUGGAUAUCAGGAUUUGGAAGGUUAAGAUUAGAGUAUAGUAAAUUCAAUUGCUGUUGACAAUGAAGAUGGAUCCAUGAUCUAAUAUUGAAAGUUCUUAGUACAAAGUCAGAGAAAAAAAAUAUAAAUAGUGUGAAUUAUGCAGAUAUUAUUAUAAAGAAUAUUCUGUAUAUUGUGUUCCCAUACUUUUCUCUUUUUCUAU